AUGAGAAUACUUGGGGUGAAAGUCUCACCAGUAUCGUAUUUAUUUCGAACAAUGACCACCGCUGCCACUGCCGCUGCAAAAUCAGCACAACCUGUCAAACCAAGAGUUUUAAGAGUUGGGAAAAUCGAAUACGCUCAAGAAAAAUGGGCACAAAUAGCAGAUCUUGUUGAAGUUGUCGAUUGCGAAUCUGCCAAUCGUGAAGAAUUUCUCAAGGAUUUAGGAGGUAAAUAUAACGAUAUUACUAAUGUGUUGAGAACGUUUGCCUCAGUGUCUCAAACCGGUAGGUUUGACGAAGAAGUCGCUGCUCAUAUGCCAAAGACAUUAAUAUCUUUGAGUCAUACCGGUGCUGGCUACGAUCAAGUUGAUAUUGAACCCUUCACCAAAAGAGGAGUGCAAGUCUCAAAUGUCACUGUGCCAGUGGAAGCGCCCACCGCAGACACGGCAGUCUGGCUAACUCUUACUUGUUUGAGAAAUUUUCAACAAGGUCACGACCUCUUGGUUAAAGGAAACUGGUUAAAAGAGAAGAGUGCUGGUGCAAAGUUGGCACAUAGUCCCGAGGGGAAAAGCAUUGGAAUAUUGGGAAUGGGUGGUAUUGGUAAAGCAAUUAGGGACAGAUUGAAGCCAUUUGGGUUUAAAAAAAUCCUUUAUUAUAAUAGAAGUCAAUUGGCUGCUAAAGCGGAAAACGGCGCAGAGUACGUAACAAGGGAAGAAUUAUUUAAGCAAUCAGAUAUUAUUGUAAUAAGUGUGCCAUUGAAUGCAAACACAAGGCACUCAAUUGAUAAAAAGGCAAUCGAGCAAAUGAAAGAUGGCGUGAUCUUGAUCAAUACUUCAAGAGGUGCUGUUAUUAAUGAAUCGCAAUUACCGGAGUUGAUCAAAUCUGGGAAAAUCGGUUCUUUUGGUGCAGACGUAUUUGAACAUGAACCAGAAGUUUCUAAGGAGUUGAUUGAUUUACCAAACGUGGUUAGUUUACCACACAUGGGAACAUAUACCUAUGAAGCUACCAAAAACAUGGAAGAAUGGGCAGCAGAAAAUGUCUUGACAUGUUUAAAAACGGGAAAGGUUUUGAGUAUUGUACCUGAACAAAAAGACAUGAAAAUCGAUGCAAAACCAUUGAUAUAA
Messenger RNA from Lodderomyces oxycetoniae, 1119 nucleotides. It is a transcript of the gene IFM3, whose product is annotated as Ifm3p. Gene Ontology annotation, molecular function: oxidoreductase activity, acting on the CH-OH group of donors, NAD or NADP as acceptor; NAD binding. The transcript has a single exon. The record is from RefSeq and is a predicted model, not a curated record. NCBI's taxonomy places the organism in Eukaryota, Fungi, Ascomycota, Pichiomycetes, Serinales, Debaryomycetaceae. The coding region runs from base 1 to 1119 and encodes 372 amino acids.